Molecule: messenger RNA, 3485 nt
Organism: Myxocyprinus asiaticus (Chinese sucker)
Lineage: Eukaryota; Metazoa; Chordata; Actinopteri; Cypriniformes; Catostomidae
Product: cadherin-10-like
Exons: 12
Coding region: 340-2670 (776 amino acids)
Biological process (GO): adherens junction organization; homophilic cell-cell adhesion; cell morphogenesis
Cellular component (GO): adherens junction; catenin complex; plasma membrane
Molecular function (GO): cadherin binding; calcium ion binding
Source: RefSeq, a predicted model, not a curated record
UCCGGAAAGAGAGCAGUCAUGUACGUAAUUUCUCUCACACUCGCUGCAUCUAAAGGUUAUCAUUAAGACGUAUGUACCCUGCAGAGCGGUUGCCGUGGAGAUCAUUUAACACUGGGGGAAAUAUUUUAUUAAAGUGUGCGGAUUUUAAGCAACUGAGAAAGACGUGUCAAGCCCACAAAAAAAAAGAAAAAAGAAAAAGUCCAUAGAGGAAAGAAUUGAAGGAAAUUAAGGAUAAGAUGCCCCAUUUCGUCUGUCCCACCAUUCAACAGUAUCUUCAACACAGAGCUCUGUUUCUUAAUUGAUUCCUUAUCAAGGACUCUCCAGGAGUGAUCGGAUACAAUGAUAAUCAAUCAACUUACUUUCCUCCUGCUGUGCUGCUUGCUGGGCUGCAGCAGUGCACUGAUCCGUCCGGUGCCUGGAAUUAGCACGUCGGAUCGGGAUGGACGGACGCUACACCGCACUAAACGAGGAUGGAUGUGGAAUAGUUUCUUUCUCUUAGAGGAAUGGACCGGAACUGGAAAGCAGUAUGUUGGAAAGCUACACUCAGACAUGGAUACAGAAGAUGGCUCAGUGAAGUAUGUCCUCACAGGAGACGGGGCUGGAACUAUUUUUGAGAUUGAUGAGAAUUCCGGUGAUAUUCAUGCCAUCCGAAGGCUAGACAGGGAAGAGAAAGCGUCAUACACCCUGAGCGCCAAAGCUGUCAACAAAACCUCCGGGCAGGAUCUGGAGAGGGCCUCAGAAUUCAUCAUCAAAAUCCAUGACAUCAAUGACAACGAGCCAAAGUUUUCCAAGGACACAUUUGUGGCCAGUGUAUCAGAGAUGUCUACUGUUGGUGCUUUUGUAAUGAGAGUGACAGCCACUGAUGCAGAUGAUGAAUCAUAUGGAAAUAGCGCCAAGCUGGUUUACAGUAUCCUGCAGGGCCAGCCAUAUUUCUCAAUUGAGCCUGAGACUGGCAUCAUAAGAACGGCCCUUCCAAACAUGAUUCGAGAGAACCGCGAGCACUAUCAGGUGGUGAUUCAAGCUAAGGAUAUGGCUGGACAGAUGGGCGGUCUCUCCGGGACCACUACGGUAAACAUCACCCUGAUGGAUGUCAACAACAGUCCUCCUCGUUUCCCCCACAGUACCUACCAUCUCUCCACUCCCGAGUCGGUUGGAAUCGGAUCGUCGGUGGGCCGGAUCAAAGCGUAUGAUGCGGACGUCGGAGAGAAUGCAGAGAUGUGGUACUCCAUUCUGGAUGGCGACGGGCAAGAUACGUUCAAUAUAAUCACAGACGGAACGAGUCAAGAAGGGGUGAUAACGGUAAAGAAGCCACUAGAUUACGAGAGUAAGAGGUUGUACUCGCUACGGGUGCAGGUGACCAACACACAUAUAGAUCGACGCUUUGAGCACCUGGGGCCGUUCAGCGACACAGCAAUGAUCAGAAUUACAGUCACGGAUGUGGACGAACCUCCGGUCUUCAGCCGGGCCAUGUACAUUUUUGAGGUGGAUGAAGACACACCUGCCGGUAGCUUUAUUGGCACAUUAUCAGCCCGAGACCCUGAUAUGGCCAAUCACCUGGUCAAAUACACCAUUGAUCGCCACACAGACCUAGAGAGGCUGUUUAACAUUGAUUCCAACAAUGGGACCAUCAGCACACUGCAAGCUCUGGACAGAGAAACUUCCAAAUGGCACAACAUCUCAGUUCUGGCAACAGAAAUUAGUACUGCCCUGCAAACCAGAGUGCCAGUGUUUAUCAAAGUACGAGACGUGAAUGACAAUGCUCCUGAGUUUGCCAUGUACUAUGAGACCUUUGUCUGUGAGAAUGUCAGAGCCAGUCAGCUCAUCCAGACCAUAAGCGCUGUCGACACAGAUGAACCUCUUGUCGGUCACAAGUUUGUUUUCAGUCUCAGCACCAUCAAUCCAAACUUCACCAUCUUCGAUAAUGAAGAUAACACAGCAAGGAUUUUAACACGCAGAGGCGGCUUCAACAGAAGAGAGAUGAGCUCGUACCUGCUGCCUAUUGUUAUCUCAGACAACGAUUACCCCAUCCAGAGCAGCACUAGCACGCUGACGGUUAGGGUCUGCGCCUGCGACAGCCAUGGGAAUGUGAUGACGUGCAGUUCGGAUGCCCUGCUUCUCUCAGCCGGACUCAGCACCGGAGCUCUGGUGGCCAUUCUACUCUGCAUUAUAAUACUACUGAUGAUCGUGGUAUUGUUUGCAGCCCUGCGGCGACAAAAGAAAAAGGAGCCCCUGAUCAUUUCGAAAGAAGACGUGAGGGAUAACGUUGUGAGCUACAAUGACGAGGGUGGCGGAGAGGAGGACACGCAAGCUUUUGAUAUUGGAACUCUUCGCAACCCCGAGGUUAUAGAUACCAACAAGCUCCGUCGGGAUAUAAUACCCGAAAUGCUGUUUCCGUUCCGUCGUACGUCUCCCAUCAAAGACAACACAGAUGUGAGAGAUUUUAUCAAUGGACGACUGCAAGAGAAUGACUCGGAUCCCACAGCGCCCCCUUAUGACUCCUUGGCUACGUACGCCUAUGAAGGAAAUGGCUCUUUGGCUGAGUCUCUGAGCUCUUUGGAAUCAGCUGCCACCGAGGGGGACCAGGAGUUUGAUUAUCUGAGUCACUGGGGUCCACAGUUCAAAAAACUGGCGGAUAUGUAUAUAGGGCAAGAGUCCCAGAGAGAGACUUAAAGCGAAUUAUGCAACACAGCACACUUAAAUAUAUCUCAGCGCACUAAAUUAACGUAUACAUGCUAAAGUCUCUACCCGCCGAUCUCUGCUGUGUAAUGCAUAUUGAAUCAACAAAGACUUGAACAUCAAGCUCAACUACUGGGAGCUCUUUACAUAGAUAUACCGGGUAACCGCCCACUUUUACAGUAUUUCUUACCCGUUCAUUUUCUCCAUAUUUCAAUAAAUAAAUUAAAAAUAUCUUAGAGAAAGAGUUCUAAGCCAUGAACUAAAUCAACCAACUCUGAGAUGAAUCACAACCAUAUAAAAGUAUUAAAGGGAUAUAAAAACUGUUAAAGGGAUAGUUAACACCAUGACUUUCUUUCUUGUGUGGGACACACAAUGAAAUGUUUGGCAGAAUAUUAGCUUCAGUCACCAUCCUCUUUCAUUGUAUGUGGAAAAAAAUAAAUAAUUAAAAAAAAAAUAAUAAGAUGCAAUAAAAGUAAAUGGAGACUAAAGUUAACAUUCUGCCUUUUGUGUUCCAUGGAAGAAACAUGUUAUCAUAUGGAGAAAACAAAUGGGAUUUUUACUUCUGGAACCCCUUUCUUGCACUCUUUUCUCUUUCCCUGCCCUUUCCCUUUUUGUCUUCUUUAACUUUGUCCUAUUCUUUUUCUGAUAUUUCUUGCUUUCUUUUCUCAAAAGAAUCAGUAAAGAUGCCUUUUAAGAUUAGGGAUUUGUUGUAAUCAAUGGUGUGCACUGUGUAACAUUUAUUUAUUUAUUUUUAUUUUAUUUUAUUUUUUCCAGGUUAGUAAGUUUUAUUUCCUAAUUGCUUAUGCCUC